UGUCUAGCGCCUGCCCCCGGGGUGGGAGGCGAGGCACAGCGCGGCAGAGGUCCCAUUACCUGUGACUGCUCACCCGGCAGCUGGGGCGGGAUGCCGAGCCUGCUGGAUGUUGGCGGGUUCAUGCUGGAGCGGGUGGCCACGGGCAGCCCCCUCUCCAUGGUGCUGGUUGCCGCUGCCUUCGUACUGAGUCUGGGCUACCUGCUGCAGCUGGGUUUCUGGAGCCAGCCGCGGCCCGGCCAGGGGAAAUACCCACCUUAUAUUUCAUCUAAUAUCCCUUUUCUUGGACAUGCAGUAGCAUUUGGAAAAAAUCCUAUUGAAUUUUUAGAAAAUGCGUAUGAAAAGUAUGGGCCUGUGUUUAGCUUCACUAUGGUGGGCAAGACGUUUACCUACCUACUGGGUAGCGACGCUGCUGCUCUAAUAUUCAACAGUAAAAAUGAAGACCUGAAUGCAGAGGAUGUAUACUCUCGACUGACCACACCAGUCUUUGGCAAGGGAGUUGCUUAUGAUGUACCUAACCCCGUAUUUUUGGAACAAAAGAAAAUGCUAAAAACUGGGCUGAAUAUAGCUCAGUUUAAACAACAUGUACCUGUAAUUGAAAAAGAAACAAAGGAGUACUUCAAAUCCUGGGGAGACAGUGGAGAAAGAAAUUUGUUUGAAGCUCUUUCAGAGCUCAUUAUUUUGACAGCAAGUCAUUGUUUACAUGGGAAAGAGAUCAGAAGCCUACUCAAUGAGAAGGUGGCACAACUAUAUGCUGAUCUGGAUGGUGGAUUUACUCAUGCUGCUUGGCUUCUGCCAGGUUGGCUUCCUUUACCUAGCUUCAGACGUAGAGACAGAGCCCACAGAGAAAUAAAGAACAUUUUCUAUAAAGUAAUCCAGAAACGCCGGCAAUCUGGGGAAAGGGAAGAUGACAUGGUCCAAACAUUGCUGGAUGUUACCUAUAAGGAUGGCCGUCCACUAACAGACGAUGAGAUUGCUGGAAUGCUUAUUGGGUUGUUGUUAGCAGGCCAGCAUACAUCUUCUACCACCAGUGCUUGGCUUGGCUUCUUUUUAGCUAGAGACAAAUCAAUACAAGAACAAUGCUAUGCAGAACAGAAAGCAGUUUGUGGAGAAGACUUGAGGCCCCUAAAUUAUGACCAGCUGAAGGAUCUGAACCUGCUGGACCGCUGUCUAAAAGAAACUUUAAGGCUUAGACCUCCUAUAAUGACCAUGAUGAGAAUGGCCAGAACUCCCCAGACUGUUGCUGGCUAUACUAUUCCUCCUGGCCAUCAAGUUUGUGUGUCUCCCACUGUUAAUCACAGACUUAAGGAUUCUUGGAUAGAAAGUUUAGAAUUCAAACCUGACCGUUACCUCCAAGAUAACCCUACAGCUGGAGAGAAGUUUGCAUAUGUGCCAUUUGGUGCUGGCCGUCAUCGUUGCAUUGGAGAAAACUUUGCUUAUGUCCAGAUUAAGACUAUUUGGUCUACUCUGCUUCGUUUAUAUGAAUUUGAUCUUAUCGAUGGAUAUUUUCCUACUAUAAACUAUACAACCAUGAUUCACACACCUGAGAACCCAGUUAUCAGAUACAAGAAGCGAUCACACUAAGUUUGAGACAAAAUUAUUUCUGUAUUUAAAUUGUGAAAAUUACUGUUUUUGAAUAAGUUAUGACACAAUUAAAUGGUUAAUAUAAAAGCUGGUCCAUUGGAUGUGUAGUGUUAUGAAAGUGAGGUUAAUCUAACCAGAAAAUGUGAAAUUGUUGUAUACUGCACAGGACUGUACAGUCUAAAUUUAACCAGACAUUUUAUUAUAAAAAUAUUGUCUUUUCUACGUGUGUAACUAUUUUGAGGUGGAUGCUGCAUAUUAGUAUAGGUGAAUUCAACUGUUCAGUCAAAUCUUUUUUUACAAAGAUUAGAUGUUCACCUUUUGUCCUAUCUUAAAUUUUAAUUAGUGCUUUAAAAAACCUACAUUCCUUCAUUCAGCUACUUUAAAGGGCAAGAUUAAGCUCAUGGACAUAGUGGGAACAGAAUCUGUUCUCUGAUGCUGGUGCGUAUUUUAAUGUGAACAAGUUGGAACAUGCUCGCUCUGCAGAUUUUCAGCCCUGUCUAUAUUUGCAGAAGUGAACACUUUAAUUAAGGAACUAGUCAGCAAAAAUUGCCAUGAGUUUUAAUUUAGAAAACCUUAACAUUUUCAGUAUCUUUCAAAUGUGACAGGUGAUUUAGGUGCUCACCUUGAGACAGUUUUUGAAGGGUCUGGAUUUUCAAAAAGUGCUGAACCAUCCACCCUCUGAAAAUUAGUUCUGUUUUAAAUUAUGUAAAAUUAGGCAUCCAAAAUAAUUAGUCACACUUGGAAGUCUUGGUUUCAGUGCAAAAAUCAGCAGUAGAACCGUACAAAACCAGAAUUAAUAGUUAAGAGUAAGCAUAUAAAUGACAUUUCUCAGAUAUCUUUAACUGUGUUCAUUGUUUACUAAAGAAAGUGAAAUAACUAGUGUACUAGAGUAGUGUUUGGAGUGAUGUAGAGGGGAGAAUGGGUACUGUAUAGCAGUAAU
Chelonoidis abingdonii (Abingdon island giant tortoise) is the source of this 2521-nucleotide messenger RNA. It is a transcript of the gene CYP51A1, whose product is annotated as cytochrome P450 family 51 subfamily A member 1. Gene Ontology annotation, molecular function: iron ion binding; monooxygenase activity; heme binding. NCBI's taxonomy places the organism in Eukaryota, Metazoa, Chordata, Testudines, Testudinidae. The record is from RefSeq and is a predicted model, not a curated record.